CUCUCCCACGAAAGAGAAGAGAAGAAGAUAGUUUUGUUUUCGUGUAUAUAAAAUCCGAUAGGUAAUUUCACUCAGACCCCUCUCUCUCUCUACAAUCAGCCGUGAUUUUGUUUAUAGGAGGAUCUGAUGUACUCGCUCGUGGAUCUCAACUAUAUUCACGAUCAUGAUGGCCCUUGAAAAUUCAGAAAAUAUGCAAAUAAACUGUGAGGCAUCUUUAAAAUGCCUCCAGGGCAAGGGUUUCCCUUGCAAUUUUCAGUGUAAUGGGAGUUCUACAGAAGGCUUCGCAGAGCUUAAAAGUGAGCCUGGUACUCAUUCAGCUGGGGAUGUUACUGAACCUAACUGCCAUUUAGGCAGUGAGUUUCUUGAGCCUCCCAAUGAAUUUCACAGCAAGCCUACUUAUCACCAAAAUUACCGCACCUGGGCACCCUGCCAUUUUAACUCUCACAAGGUGCAGCAAUGCCAAAUGAAUGCUUUUGAGAGCCAUUUUUAUCCUUAUCCUGUUGAGAACCAGCUUCAGUAUCUCCCAAUUAAUAUGGUUGCUCAGGGUUACCCUCGCGAGCAAUAUCAAGAAUUUCAGCAUUUUGUGGUGAUAGACUUUGAGGCUACCUGUGACAAGGAUAAAGUUCCCUACCCCCAAGAAAUAAUUGAGUUUCCAUCUGUUAUAGUGAGUAGCAUCACUGGUCAGCUGGAAGCAUGUUUUCAAACAUACGUGAGGCCCACCUGCAAUCAGCUUCUGAGUGAUUUCUGCAAGGAUCUGACUGGUAUCCAGCAAAUUCAGGUGGACAGAGGUGUUACGUUGAGUGAGGCUCUACUUAGGCAUGACAAAUGGCUCGAGAAGAAGGGGAUAAAGAAUUCCAACUUUGCUGUUGUUACAUGGUCUAACUGGGAUUGUCGGGUGAUGCUUGAAUCUGAGUGCCGAUUCAAGAAAAUACGGAAGCCUCCUUAUUUUGACCGCUGGAUCAACUUGAGGGUUCCUUUCCGUGAGGUAUUUGGUGCUAUGAGGUGCAAUCUAAAGGAAGCUGUUGAGAUAGCUGGCUUGGUCUGGCAGGGUCGCGCACAUUGUGGCCUUGAUGAUGCGAAAAAUACUGCUCGGCUGUUGGCGCUGCUCAUGCACCGAGGUUUUAAAUUUUCCAUUACCAGUACCAUGUGGCAGGGAGUUGAUCGACCUCUGAUGUGGAAGCAGUCUCCUGAACAGCCAAUCGUUUUCCCUCAUUGCCCAUACAAAGCAAAGGAUAUGAGUACCCCUAUGGUUCAGUAUCACCCUUUCUGUUACUGUGGGGUGAAAAGUAGCAGGGGCAUGGUGAGGAAGCCAGGUCCCAAGCAAGGAAGCCUUUUCUUUGGAUGUGGAAACUGGACUGCAACUAGAGGUGCUCGCUGCCAUUACUUUGAAUGGGCUUCUAACUGAAUGCACCUUUUGAUCUACUGUGAUAAAAAAGAUCAAAUCCUAAGUUUUCUUAUAUGUUUAUGUAAAAAAAAAAUGAAUGAAAAAAGAGAGAAAGGAAGUGGUUUAUGAAUGUAGUGGUGUUGUCUCGUCUCUAGUGGAAGCAUGUAUUCCUGCCCUGGUGAGGUGAGGUUUCUGCUUCUUCUUCUUCUUCAUGAAGUGUAGAGAAAAUUAGUUGCCUCAAUUGCUAUUGCUAAAUAUGAAAAGUAGUCUUUGUGUUGACUAAGAGAGAGGGAGCUUCAACCUGUAAAGUUGACUUGUUGACUGGAGAACCAUUGGGGAAUGUGAGAAAAUGGGUAGUUAGGAUUGAUGCUUUAACAUGCCAAGGCAUGCUAAGUUAUCUUUUUAAAUAAUCCGUGAAAUAGGACUUGUUGUUUCCUUGCUCUAAAUGGGAAUCGCUAUAGUUUCCUCUUGCUGCA
Messenger RNA from Cajanus cajan (pigeon pea), 1860 nucleotides. RefSeq lists its product as uncharacterized. Gene Ontology annotation, molecular function: 3'-5'-RNA exonuclease activity; nucleic acid binding; zinc ion binding. NCBI's taxonomy places the organism in Eukaryota, Viridiplantae, Streptophyta, Magnoliopsida, Fabales, Fabaceae. The record is from RefSeq and is a predicted model, not a curated record.